Molecule: messenger RNA, 1134 nt
Organism: Puma concolor (puma)
Lineage: Eukaryota; Metazoa; Chordata; Mammalia; Carnivora; Felidae
Gene: ADPRM
Product: ADP-ribose/CDP-alcohol diphosphatase, manganese dependent
Molecular function (GO): 2',3'-cyclic-nucleotide 2'-phosphodiesterase activity; manganese ion binding; CDP-glycerol diphosphatase activity
Source: RefSeq, a predicted model, not a curated record
AUGCCUGAGUUUCUUGCUUCUGGAAUCGAACUGGGAUUUUCUGGAAGUUCCGCCCCAAGUACACGGUGCACGUCAGAUCAUUUUCAAAAAAGCCGUGUGGAGGUUAUGGAUGAUAAGCCCAGUCCUGGACCGCUGAGUGAGACUUCAGAAUUUCUCUUCUCCUUUGGAGUUAUAGCAGAUAUUCAGUAUGCUGACUUAGAAGAUGGCUAUAAUUUCCAAGGAAACAGACGGCGAUACUACAGACACAGUCUGCUCCACUUACAAGGUGCUAUCGAGCACUGGAAUACAGAAGGCAGCCCGCCCCGCUGUGUACUUCAGCUUGGAGACAUCAUUGACGGAUAUAACGCGCAGUAUAAAGCCUCUGAAAAGUCGCUGGAACUUGUUAUGAACACAUUCCAGAUGCUUAAAGUUCCCGUUCAUCAUACAUGGGGGAACCACGAGUUCUAUAACUUCAGCAGAAACUACUUAACAAAUUCUAAACUUAACACAAAGUUUCUGGAAGACCAGAUUGUGCACCAUCCCGAGACCGUGCCUUCAGAGAACUACUAUGCUUAUCAUUUUGUACCGUUCCCUCAAUUCCGGUUCAUCUUACUGGAUGCUUACGACUUGAGCGUCUUGGGCGUGGAUCAGUCCUCUGCAAAAUACCAGCAGUGUCUGAAGAUACUGAAGGGUCACAAUCCAAACUCGGAAUUGAAUAGUCCUCAAGGACUGUCUGAGCCCCAGUUUGUCCAGUUCAAUGGAGGAUUCAGCCAAGAGCAGCUGAACUGGUUGAACGAAGUCCUCACCUUCUCGGACACAAACCAGGAAAAGGUGGUGAUUGUGAGCCAUCUUCCCAUUUACCCAGAGGCCUCGGACAGUGUGUGCCUGGCCUGGAAUUACAGAGACGCGCUGGCCGUCAUUUGGUCCCACAGGUGUGUCGUGUGUUUCUUCGCCGGUCACACUCACGAUGGUGGCUACUCCGAGGAUCCUUUUGGUGUGCACCACGUCAACCUAGAAGGGGUUAUAGAGACGGCGCCGGACAGCCAGGCUUUUGGCACCGUUUAUGUCUACCCUGACAAGAUGAUGUUGAAAGGGAGGGGCAGGGUUCCGGACAGGAUCAUGAAUUAUAAGAGGGAGAACGCCUUCCGGUGUUAG